Molecule: messenger RNA, 510 nt
Organism: Closterium sp. NIES-65
Lineage: Eukaryota; Viridiplantae; Streptophyta; Zygnematophyceae; Desmidiales; Closteriaceae
Source: the annotation of a GenBank genome assembly
AUGGCAGUGUGUGCCAGGGAUGGCGAUGCAGCAAAGGCGAUGAAGCUGAAGAAAGGCAUGGAGGAUGGCAGAGUGGAGGUGAUGGGGGAAGUGCUCCGUGCGCUCAUGGCCUUGCAACGCCAGAUCGGCAUGUGGAAGUCAGCUGUGGAGACUUUGAAGGAGAUGCGGGCCAAGGCUGAGCUCCUGACGGAGGCCAUUGAGAAAGGCGAUGCAGCACGGGCCAUGGCUUCGAAGAAAGGCAUGGAGGAUGGCAGAGUGGAGGUUACGGAGGAAGUGCUCCGUGCACUCCUAGCCAUGCAGCGCAAGGCAGGGCUGUGGGAGGCACCUGUGGAGACACUCAAGGAGAUGCAAGCCAAGGGCGUCAUGGAGGACGAUACGGCAUGGGGUCGUCGUGAGCUCGUGAUGGAAGCUAUAGAGAAGGGCAGUCCCAACGCGGAGACAUUCAACCUCGCCAUUGCAGCCAGCCUUCAGGUGUUGUCGCCAGCCAGCCUUUUGCCAGCUAAGCACUAA